AUGGCAGCGCUUCUGCAGGACAAGGUGGAGCGCUUCUUUGGCCGCUUCUCGCCCAUGCCCCAGUACUCGAGGCUCGGCUUCAAGCUGCUCGAUUCGGACCCUGUCCUCGACGUCUCCCGCAAGCUCGGCUUCAAAGUUGUCGAGUAUGACCUCCCACCCUACCCGCUGUACAAGGCUGGUGUCGGCAGCAUCCAGAUGCUCUCGUUCAUCUUUGGCUCGGGCAUCGUCGCUUACUUCCUGUACCACAACGUGGCCAAGAAGUCGGCCGCCGGCAAAUGGUUCUCGAUCCUCUUCCUCAUUACCGCCCUCAUGACCUGGCCCCUGCUCGACCCCAUGUCCGGCGUCAUGCUCAUCGACUUCUGGAAGCCUGCACUCGGCUUCCGCUCCUCGCUCCUCGUCUGGGACAUUUUCCAGAUCCGCAGCGUCCCCGAGGUCGAGUCGUGGGGCUUUGCUCGCUUCUUUGCCCAGCUGUGGACCUUCCCCAAGGAGCUCGACGAGAUCGAGGAGCGCACCCGCGAGGAGGGAUACGCACGGAACCCCAGGAUUGAAAACAUCAAGGGCAUGCCCAAGGUCGCCGUCGAGGCCGUCGCUCUGCUCGUCACCCUCUACUUUAUCCCGCCCUACGAGCUGACAAAGGACAUGUCCCAGCUCGCCUACCACUGCUACUGCGAUGCCCUGGGUCUUUCGAUUCUGAUGGCGCUCGCCCUCUUCGGCGAUGGCCUGCUAAAGGCGCUCGGCAUCCUCAUCAACGUCGAGAUGGCCGACAUGUUCGAAAACCCGCUGGGCACCACCAACAUCCGCCUUUUCUGGUCGCACUGGAACCGCGCCAUUGCGACGGUGCUGCACCGUGUAGUGUUUGGCGGCGGCAAGAGCAAGACGCGCUUGAAGAAGGCCAAGGCGGCCGCCGCUGCCGAGGCCGAGCAAAAGCGAAGGCACCUUGACCAGCUUUCCGAGACCGACGCCGGCCACACGUCGGGAGAGGACGAAGACAAGAACGGCCGACGCUCGCGCACCUCGAGCGGGCUUCGACCGCUGUCGCAGCUCAACGGCGACGCCAAGCUGGUCCACCGCAAGCCCAACGGCAGCGGCCCGCAGAAGGAGACGGAGACGACGGCGUCGGCCAAGAAGGAUGCGGCCAAGAGCAAGGGCUCGUUCUUGCCCAAGGCGGUGGCGGCGAUUGUGACGUUUGCCAUGAGCGGCAUCUUCCAUGAGCACAUUACCUACUUCACGCUUGGGUUCGCCAACGGCGAAAACUUCCUCUUUUUCCUGGCCAACGGCGUGGCGACGGUGACGGCGACGUGGUUCAAGCGCACCUUCCCGGAGGCCAACGCGCGCAUCCCGACGCUGGUGUCGGUGCUGAUGCUGCACGUCUUCUUCCUGGCAGUGAUCCCGCUCUUCUGCUCGCCGUUCAUCCGGUCUGGGUUCUUUAUCCAGCUCGAGGCGCUCAAGUACGAGCUGCUUCCCAUCCGCGCGCGCCCGCGCGGCAGCUUCGUCUACCUCUUUGGCAAGUGA
Molecule: messenger RNA, 1512 nt
Organism: Pseudozyma flocculosa PF-1
Lineage: Eukaryota; Fungi; Basidiomycota; Ustilaginomycetes; Ustilaginales; Ustilaginaceae
Exons: 3
Coding region: 1-1512 (503 amino acids)
Biological process (GO): lipid metabolic process
Source: RefSeq, a predicted model, not a curated record